UUUACCUCAUGGUUUAAAAUACGUCUACUAGGGAGAGUUCAAGUCCACUCGUAAGAUAUUGUUCUCUUUGGCCUAUUAUGUAUCGUCUUCUACUUCAUGGUUUAAAAUACGUCUACUAGGUAGAGUCCAAGUCCACUUGUAAGAUAUUUUUCUCUUUGGCCUAUCAUGUAUCGUUUUCUACCUCAUGGUUUAAAAUACGUCUACUAGGUAGAGUCCUAGUCCACUUGUAAGAUAUUGUUCUCUUUCGCUCAUUAUGUAUCGUCUUCCACCUCAUGGUUUAAAAUACGUCUACUAGGGAGGAGAGGUUUUCACACGCUUAAUGUUUUUAGCUUUAAUACCAUUGAUAACAGCCCAAUCCUACCACUAAUAGAUAUUGUUUACUUUGGUCCAUUAAAACAUGUAGGGAGAGACUUUUCACACCCUUAGAAAUGUUUGGCCCAUUAAAACACGUAUGUAGGGAGAGAUUUUUCACACCCUUAGAAAUGUUUCUUUCUCUUCUUCAAUCGAUGUGGGAUCUCACAAAAUAUAUUAUAAAUGCCUCGAUCAAAAGGUCUAAGGCUCGAACUUCUACCCCACAGGCCCACAUGUUAAAAUCUAAUAAAAACCUACCAAAAUUAGUAUCAUGGACAGUUUUUCUAAUAUAUAUAUAACAAAAAUAACGGAGAGAUUUAUGGCCAUGUUUCAAAGGGCUAAGAUAAGACUAUUAUUCUAGAGAGAGUGAUAUCAUAGCAUACUGUGACAUUAGAGAGAGUGAUAUCAUAGCGUACCGUGACAUUUUAAAACCUUAAAUAUCGUCUUUACCUUAUUUAAAAAUUAUUCAAUAAUUUUUUUCUACUCUUACAAAUUUGAUUUUUUAUUUCUCUCAUUGAUAGUCACGUUGAUUAAUUUCGGUUUUGAACCCGUCAUUUUUCCAUUCCCAAUCAUCUUCAUCAAUUAUCGAAAACGACCACAAGUCUUCAUUUUAGUUUCAUUUCACUUGCAUUUGCAUUUGCAUUUAAAUUUUCCCUCCUAUAAAAACCAACCCCAAGUCUCCCUCCAUUAUUCAACACCAACAAGACAAAACACCCAAUACAUUAUUCAUUAAUAAUUUCCUAGCUCUCGGGAGUUCAAAAUGGCUCCAGAACUUCCGGAGAAUGUCCUAGCCGGCGGCGCCACCGCCUCGAGGGCGUACGUGACGUUCUUGGCCGGAAACGGCGACUACGUAAAAGGGGUGACGGGUUUGGCAAAAGGGUUGCGGAAGGUGGCCACCGCUUACCCUCUGGUGGUGGCGGUGCUGCCGGAUGUUCCGGCGGAGCACCGGGAGAUUUUGAAGGCUCAGGGCUGCAUCAUUCGGGAAAUUGAGCCGAUUUAUCCUCCUGAGAAUCAAAUCCAAUUCGCCAUGGCCUAUUACGUUAUCAACUACUCCAAGCUUCGGAUUUGGAACUUUGUGGAGUACAAGAAGAUGAUAUAUUUGGAUGGAGACAUCCAAGUAUACGACAACAUAGACCAUCUCUUCGACAACCCCGACGGCCAUUUCUACGCCGUCAUGGACUGCUUCUGCGAGAAGACAUGGAGCCACUCCCCUCAGUACUCCAUCGGCUACUGCCAGCAGUGUCCCGACCGAGUCACCUGGCCGCCCGCCUCCGGUCCCCCGCCGCCGCUCUACUUCAACGCCGGCAUGUUCGUCUUCCAGCCCAGCCACCUGACCUACCACUCCCUUCUUCACACUCUCCGUAUUACCCCUCCCACCCCUUUUGCCGAGCAGGACUUUCUCAACAUGUUCUUCCGCAACAUUUAUAAGCCCAUUCCUCCCACCUACAAUCUCGUUCUCGCCAUGCUGUGGCGCCAUCCCGAGAACGUUGAGAACGAUGUCGAUAAAGUUAAAGUCGUCCAUUACUGUGCUGCGGGAUCGAAGCCAUGGAGGUACACAGGCAAGGAAGCCAACAUGGACAGAGACGACAUCAAAAAGUUGGUGGCAAAAUGGUGGGACAUUUACAACGACACGUCGCUGGAUUUGAAGUCUGCAAACGACGUCGUUGAAGAGGAGGAUCAAGCCAAUGCAGUCCCAAAAUUGACAAUUUUGUCCUCCAUGCCUGAGCCCAACAUUUCCCAUGUGCCAGCACCUUCUGCUGCUUGAUCGAUUCAUACAUAUUACCUUAUUUUCUCUAAUAAAAAAUAAAUAAAUAAAACUUUAUAAUUAUAUAUUUA
Molecule: messenger RNA, 2187 nt
Organism: Cucurbita pepo subsp. pepo (vegetable marrow)
Lineage: Eukaryota; Viridiplantae; Streptophyta; Magnoliopsida; Cucurbitales; Cucurbitaceae
Product: galactinol synthase 1
Molecular function (GO): glycosyltransferase activity
Source: RefSeq, a predicted model, not a curated record